Molecule: messenger RNA, 1629 nt
Organism: Phyllostomus discolor (pale spear-nosed bat)
Lineage: Eukaryota; Metazoa; Chordata; Mammalia; Chiroptera; Phyllostomidae
Gene: TEKT2
Product: tektin 2
Exons: 9
Coding region: 236-1528 (430 amino acids)
Biological process (GO): cilium movement involved in cell motility; cilium assembly
Cellular component (GO): nucleus; microtubule cytoskeleton
Source: RefSeq, a predicted model, not a curated record
UGUGGAUGGGUGGGUGGGAGGAAACUUAGUGAAUGCCUCAUACAAAGUUGAGCAGAUCGAGGGCUGUUCCCAAGCAGGCUUCUUGCAGCAAGGGGCUUGGAGCAGAGUGGCCAGCAGCGGGUCCUUUGGACGGGGCUUUUGACCUAGAAAAGGAUCUCCUGAACAGUCCCCCGCAGCCUUGUCUUCCCUCUGCAGCACAGGUGGUGUCUUGGAACAGGCCUAGGGGCGCAGCACCAUGGCCACGCUGAGCCUCAAGCCCAGCCAACGUUUCCGGCUGCCGGACUGGCACACCAAUGCACAACUGUUGUCCACCAACGCUGAGCUGAAGCGAGAUGCAUCACACCAGAUCCGCCAGGAGGCCCGGGUCCUCCGUAAUGACACCAACAAUCAGACCAUUUGGGAUGAACACGACAAUAGGACCCGACUGGCAGAGAGGGUUGACACAGUCAACCGAUGGAAGGAGAUGCUGGACAAGUGUCUGACGGAUCUAGAUGCAGAGAUCGACGCGCUGACACAGAUGAAAGAAUCAGCAGAGCAAAACCUGCAGGCCAAGAACCUGCCUCUGGAUGUGGCGAUCGAGUGCCUGACCCUGCGGGAUAGUCGGCGUGACAUUGACGUGGUGAAGGACCCUGUGGAGGAAGAGCUGCACAAGGAGGUGGAGGUCAUCGAUGCCACCAAGAAGGCCUUGCAACAGAAGAUUAGCCAGAGUUUUGAGAAGCUCUGCCUCCUGCAGGAAGUCCGACAGCAGCUCAACUCCGACCACCGGGGCAAAGUGGAGACAUUGGACAUAGACAGAGGUUGCCUCUCUCUCAACCUCAAGUCCCCAAACAUCUCUCUGAAGAUUAAUCCCACCCGUGUCCCCGAUGGAUCCUCCACGCUUCAACAGUGGGAUGAGUUCAGUCGGUUCAACAAGAACCGGGCAGAGGCUGAGAUGAAAGAAGCCACAGAGCUGAGGGAGGCCAUCGCCCUCACUAUUGCUGAGACCAACAAUGAACUUGAAGCUCAGAGGGUUGCAACAGAAUUCGCAUUCAGGAAGCGGCUGCGGGAGAUGGAGAAAGCGUACAGUGAGCUCAAGUGGCAAGAGAAGAAUACCUUGGAGGAGAUUGCUGAGCUACAGGAGGACAUCCAGCACCUGGAGGAGGACCUGCGCAGGAAGUUACUGAACCUGAAGCUGUGCCAUACCCGGCUGGAGUCCAGAACCUACCGGCCCAAUGUGGAGCUCUGCCGGGACCAGGCACAGUACGGCCUCACUGAUGAGGUUCACCAGUUAGAGGCAACCAUCGCUGCCCUAAAGCAGAAGCUGGCACAAGCACAGGACGCUCUGGAUGCCCUGUACAAGCACCUGGCCCGGCUGCAGGCUGACAUCGCCUGCAAGGCCAACUCCAUGCUGUUGGACACCAAGUGCAUGGACAUUCGUCGGAAGCUGACUGUGCCUGCUGAGAAGUUUACACCUGAGGUGGACACCUUCACCCGCACCACAAACCGUACCAUGAGUCCACUCAAAAGCUGCCAGCUGGAGCUGGCCUAGCCUUGGGGGCUGAGGUGGGAGAGGAAGGUUAGGUGGGAGGGAAUGGAAGAGAAAGGAGUUUGGAGAAAAUGAAUCUAAUAAAUGUUGGGUUUCUCAGUCUA